AUGGCUAAGCGAAAAUGGACACUGCAGUUUCAGAAAAGGACUUUGGAACUUAUGCAGGACUUGAUUGAAAGAGUGCAGUGCUGGGGACAGAUGGUUGAAAAAGAAGCGACUUUACAGAAUGAAGAAUUGGAGAUUAAGGACAGUGUGGAGAGUCCAAUGACUAUACAGGAGGAAGAAGGAAGUACAGAUGAAGAACCAACAAAGGAAUUCUUUAUGCAAAAAGAAAGCUACAAGGUGGAAGUCGUUUCCCGGGAAGAAGAGGGACAAAAGCAAAUAACCAGCACUACACAACUUAAUCGUGAGAAGGAUGCAAAGCUGCAAGAAGACAAACAGGAACAAGAAGUUCUAAUUUUUGUCUUUUGGGGUGGGCUCUUUGAAAGGGUUGGGUCCCAUCACUUUCUGAGAGGAGUCUCCUUUAACAACAGUGCUGGUGACCUGGUUUCCUUUGACCAGAAUGGGGAGUUAGUGGCUGGAUUUGACAUUUCCAACUGGAUUUUUUCUUCAAACCAAUCCUUUCAUAGAGUGAAAGUUGGACAGGUGGACCCCCAAGGUCUUCUGGGCAAUGUAUUCAGCAUCAAUGAGAGUGCCAUAACGUGGCACAGCUGGUUUAAUCAGGCAAGGCCUCAUUCUGUAUGUAGUGAAAGUUGCUGUCCUGGUUUUAGCAAGAAAGUGAAGGAGGGGGAUCCAUUUUGCUGCUAUGAUUGCAUCCCAUGUCCAGAAGGGAAGAUUUCAUUCCAACACGAUAUGAAUGACUGUUCCAAAUGCAGUGACGUGAGCUAUCCAAGCAAGAACCAAGAUUCCUGUGUUCCCAGAUUGGUUUCCUUCUUGUCUUACAAUGCACCAUUGGGGAUGGCUUUAUCCUUUUUUGCCCUUUUCUCUUCCUUGAUCACAACUCUGGUGCUAGCAGCAUUUCUGAAGCACCGCAACACUCCCAUUGUCAAAGCCAACAACCGGGGCCUCACCUACACUCUCCUUGUCUCCCUCUUGCUCUGCUUCCUUUGUUCAUUGCUAUUCAUUGGCCAGCCACAGAAGGGGACAUGUCUUCUCCGACAAACUGCUUUUGGAAUCAUAUUCUCAUUAGCUGUUUCUUGUGUGUUGGCCAAAACCACCACAGUGGUCCUGGCUUUCAUGGCCACCAGACCGGGAUCCAGCAUGAGGAAUUGGGUGGGGAAGUCAUUAGCUAACUCCAUUGUUCUUUCCUGCUCAUUUCUCCAAGCAGGCAUUUGCUUUGUGUGGUUGGUAACUUCUCCCCCAUUCCCAGAUGUUGACAUUCAUUCAGUAAGAGAAGAAAUUAUAUUGGAGUGCAAUGAGGGAUCUCUGACUUUCUUCUACUGUGUUUUGGGCUAUAUGGGCUUUCUGGCCAUUAUCAGCUUCAGUGUUGCUUUCCUUGCCAGAAAGUUACCUGACAGUUUCAAUGAAGCCAAAUUCAUCACCUUCAGCAUGUUGGUCUUUUGCAGUGUUUGGCUAUCCUUUAUUCCAUCCUAUCUGAGCUCCAAGGGAAAGUACAUGGUAGCUGUGGAGAUCUUUUCUAUUUUAGCCUCUAGUGCUGGGUUGCUGGGGUGCAUAUUUGCCCCCAAAUAUUACAUUAUUGUGUUUAGGCCUGAGCUGAAUAACAGGGAACAGAUAAUAAGAAGGAAAGCAUGA
Lacerta agilis (Sand lizard) is the source of this 1644-nucleotide messenger RNA. Its product is annotated as vomeronasal type-2 receptor 26-like. Gene Ontology annotation, biological process: G protein-coupled receptor signaling pathway. NCBI's taxonomy places the organism in Eukaryota, Metazoa, Chordata, Lepidosauria, Squamata, Lacertidae. The record is from RefSeq and is a predicted model, not a curated record. Gene Ontology annotation, molecular function: G protein-coupled receptor activity. Gene Ontology annotation, cellular component: membrane. The transcript is spliced from 4 exons. Bases 1 to 1644 code for a protein of 547 amino acids.